Messenger RNA from Schizosaccharomyces octosporus yFS286, 2360 nucleotides. Its product is annotated as CK1/CK1/CK1-G protein kinase Cki1. The record is from RefSeq and is a predicted model, not a curated record. NCBI's taxonomy places the organism in Eukaryota, Fungi, Ascomycota, Schizosaccharomycetes, Schizosaccharomycetales, Schizosaccharomycetaceae. Gene Ontology annotation, biological process: peptidyl-serine phosphorylation; signal transduction; endocytosis. Gene Ontology annotation, molecular function: ATP binding; protein serine/threonine kinase activity. Gene Ontology annotation, cellular component: cytoplasm; nucleus. Bases 268 to 1623 code for a protein of 451 amino acids. The transcript has 3 exons.
UUUGGUGGCCUCAAAAUAAGGACACGCUGCGUGAAGUAAACUUUCACGUACCCACCCGUGCAACAAACGUACCCACUUCCAUUGACCCAUUUUAAGUCGAAAAGACCCUGUAAAGAAGAAUUAUUCUUUUAAAUAGUAACGGGUCUUUUCACAAAUAAAUCAACUUUAUUGGUUGUCGUGUUAAAGACGACUUUAGUGUAACAUUCUUACAUGAACAAAGAACGUGCUACAUUUGCCAAUACAGAUAGUUGAAAAGAACAUAGAAAGAUGACCGGACAGGCAAAUGUUGUAGGAAUUCAUUACAAAGUUGGCAGAAAGAUUGGAGAAGGAUCUUUCGGUGUCAUCUUUGAGGGGACAAAUUUGUUGAAUAACCAGCAAGUUGCUAUAAAAUUUGAACCAAGACGGAGUGAUGCUCCUCAACUCAGAGAUGAAUAUCGUACUUACAAGCUGCUGGCAGGAUCUUUAGGAAUUCCCAACGUAUAUUAUUACGGACAGGAGGGCCUCCAUAAUAUUUUAGUUAUCGAUUUGUUAGGCCCUAGUUUAGAGGAUCUGCUUGAUUUGUGUGGUCGCAGAUAUAGCGUUAAAACUGUCGCUAUGGUUGCUAAACAAAUGAUUUCUCGAGUCCAGGCUAUACACGAACGCAGUUUGGUCUACAGAGAUAUUAAACCUGAUAAUUUUUUGAUAGGACGACCCAACUCCAAGCAUGCAAAUAUGAUUCAUAUUGUCGACUUUGGUAUGGUGAAAUUUUACCGUGAUCCUGUUUCCAAGCAACACAUACCUUAUAGGGAAAAGAAAAAUCUUUCAGGAACAGCCCGUUAUAUGUCUAUCAACACACAUUUGGGCCGAGAACAGUCUCGACGAGAUGAUUUAGAGGCGCUUGGUCAUGUCUUCAUGUACUUCCUUCGUGGUAGUCUUCCUUGGCAAGGCCUUAAAGCUGCCACAAAUAAACAAAAAUAUGAGCGCAUUGGAGACAAAAAACAGAACACCCCUUUGCGUGAACUGUGUGCUGGAUUUCCAGAAGAGUUUUAUCAAUACAUGCAUUAUGUCCGGAACUUGCCUUUCGAAGCUACGCCCGAUUAUGAGUAUUUACAGUCCUUAUUUCAGAAAGUGUUAUUAAAAAUGGGCACGAACGAUGAUGGCGGGUUUGAUUGGAAUUUGCUGAACCAUGGCAAAGGUUGGCAAAGCUUACGUGCUGGUCGAAGUCCAGAUGCAAACGCACAUCGCCCAGCUAAAGCGCCUGCUCCUAAGCAAGACCCAAAAAACGUAGCCCCGCAAAAUCGUUUAAGCACCCGUAAACUUGUAUCUAACUCGUCAGCAAUGGAACAUGGUAAUUCCCAUACACAACCCAACUCAGCAAAAGCACAAGAAACACCCGAUGCGAAUGCAUUAACGAAUGAAAAGGGAAGAAACGAAAGAGUCCCUGUGUCGAGAGAUCAAGCUGGUGUACGGCCUAUGCAGGGUCCACAAGGGCAACAAAUGCAGAGAGAUGUACCCACGGUUAUUGAUACUGAACAAACCCAGAGACCUAAUAGAAUAGUCUCAAAAGAAACGCCCGGAAACAAGAAAAGAUCAUUUUGGAGAAGUCUGCUAUCUUGUUGCGCAGCACCAGCUGAGGGCGCUUAAGAUUAGCCUUCUUUUGAGGUUACGUAUUGUCAAAUUCGCCUUGACAUUUCCCAUCGUUUAUUGUUUAUAACUUUCUUUGUCGGUUCACUUCUUUUCCAAAGUACUUAAAUAUGACUUCCAUUUUUCCGUGUAUCUCCCAAAUUUGUUGACUAUUGAACGAACCAAACGGCUUUCUCCUUUUACGUUUUGUAUACGUUAUUUCUUUUUUCUAAUAAGAAAAAUUUGCGGACUUGUUAUUUCUGCUAUCCCAUUUUUUGUGAAAAAACCUUCUGCUAAAAGAGAAUAAUCUGAAUUUGAACGAAGUGUUACGGACGCUUUCAUCACAAUUCUUUGAUGUUUCUUUUUACGUGGCUUUUAUCUUUCUCUUUUCCGUAUAAACGGUCUUUUUGCGUGUGUUGCUUUCAAUUUUGCAUAUAUACAUUACGUUUUUACGAUAUGUGUCUCAUAACUACUUAGCUAAACGUUUCUUCCCAAAUCGCCGUCGGGUUCACCUCUUCAACUCAACGACUACAACCAUCAAGUGCUUGUAACCAGCAUAGAGAAGCCUUCUGUAAAUAUUAAUUGAGUUAUGCUACAUAAGUUGCAUAUUAACGACAGUUUGGAGCAAACAUUGAUUUUUGUUCACAAUGAGUAGAAGAGUCUCUAUCGUUGCAAAGUUGUCAUGAAUGUACAUUUCUUUUCUCGGGAUUUUCUCUCUUAUACUAAUUAAUUGUUUGUUUUAUUUUUUUCCUAUAAUA